ACUCCCCCACUUCCAUAUGCUCCAUUCCCCACUUUUAACCAAAAAGUCACACACAUCACAAAGAGAGUCUCACACACAUCUUUUUAUUUACAUCAAAGAACCAACCAACCUUCACACACACACAAACACUUUUAGUUCUUGAAGAAGCAUAUCUUUGAUCAAGCACUAUGGUGAAGCCAGAGAACAAGAUCCACACAGAGGCAUCAAAGCCAAUGAGACCAUCAUCAAGUGACACCAACAUCAACACCAAGAAGAAGUACAAGGGUGUGAGAAUGAGAAGCUGGGGGUCAUGGGUGUCAGAGAUUAGAGCACCAAACCAAAAAACAAGAAUAUGGUUAGGAUCUUACUCAACAGCAGAGGCAGCAGCAAGAGCCUAUGAUGCUGCACUUCUAUGCCUCAAAGGCUCUUCAGCCAACCUCAACUUCCCUUCAACUUCAUCACACUACAUCAACAUUCCUCAAGACACUGCCAUGUCCCCAAAAUCAAUUCAAAGAGUUGCUGCAGCUGCUGCUAAUAGUUUUGUUGACAAUGCUAAUGCAAAUGCUAUUCCUAUUCCUACCACCCCACCUUCUUCUCUUCCUGCUUCAACUUCUUCAUCCUCGUUGGUCUCAUCACCAUCAAUUGCAUCUUCAUCAUCAUCAUCAUCUCCCUCAGAACAAAUAGAUGAUGAUGUCUCACUUCUCUCACCGUUUUUUGGGGAUCAAGCAAAUGAAUCAAUGGCCAUGAUGGAACCUUGGUAUGGCUUGGAGGGGUUGCAAUCACCAAAGUAUGUUGAUCAAAUGCUGAAUGGGGCAUUCUUUGACAUUGAUUCAACACACUUGCUUGGUGAUCUGUAUGAAGAAAGUGACAUCCGUUUGUGGAGUUUCUGCUGAGAGAUUUUCAAGCCAACCCAUUAUUAUUUUUUUAUUUUUGCUCACAAAUUAAAUUCAUAUUCGUUUGUCAGGGGGUGUUACGUGAAGAUAUCAUCAAUCACUGACUGUGACCAAAUUAAAACUACUACUUAUUCUAGGGGAGAAAUUCAUAAAGGGGUGAUAAGACAAUUUUUGGUCUCUCUUUUGUGGAUUUCUGCAUCUGUAGUAUUGUUGAUGCAAUGCUUGUGAUCAUGUCGAUUAUAUUAAUAGUUUUCUAUGUAUUAUUAUGUAGUUUAUAAAUGAAACGGAAAAAAUAUAUAUAUGGUCUUCAUUGUCUUUGGUCUUCA
This is a messenger RNA of Cajanus cajan (pigeon pea), 1198 nucleotides long. RefSeq names its product ethylene-responsive transcription factor ERF014. Gene Ontology annotation, biological process: regulation of DNA-templated transcription. NCBI's taxonomy places the organism in Eukaryota, Viridiplantae, Streptophyta, Magnoliopsida, Fabales, Fabaceae. Gene Ontology annotation, molecular function: DNA binding; DNA-binding transcription factor activity. The record is from RefSeq and is a predicted model, not a curated record.